Messenger RNA from Emericellopsis atlantica, 1554 nucleotides. Its product is annotated as major facilitator superfamily domain-containing protein. The record is from RefSeq and is a predicted model, not a curated record. Gene Ontology annotation, molecular function: transmembrane transporter activity. The transcript is spliced from 3 exons. NCBI's taxonomy places the organism in Eukaryota, Fungi, Ascomycota, Sordariomycetes, Hypocreales, Bionectriaceae. Bases 1 to 1554 code for a protein of 517 amino acids. Gene Ontology annotation, biological process: transmembrane transport.
AUGGGUGCAUCAAAAGACCCCCAGUCGGGGUCAUUGUCGGCUGGCGACACAGCCGAAACUAUCAAGCCUGCGCGCGACGAGGCUCUGUUCCGUUCUGGCUCCCACGUGUCUGGUCCUGAUGCUCUUGAACCGCCUCCUCAUGACUCCAAGGACCAGUAUCAUGAGGCGGGUGACGAGGUCUACGAGCGUCUGAGUAGAAGACGCAAGACCCUCGUCGUAGCCGUCUUGUCCUUUUGCGCGCUGCAGUCUCCCAUCUCGAGCACAAGUGUUUUGGCCGCCACGCCCGAGGUCGCCAAAGAAUACGGCACCACGGGGUCCAUCAUCAACAUUAGCAACGCCGCAUACAUGGUGUUCAUGGGUCUAUCGCCCAUUGUCUGGGGUCCCAUGAGCCAGGUGUUCGGGCGACGACUGGUCACCCUCAUCACCGCGGCGGCCUUUUUGGCGCUCAGCAUUGGCACCGCACUCGCACCGAACCUCGCGGCGUUCUUCGUCUUCCGUGCCAUCACAGCCUUUGAGGGUACGGCAUUCAUCCUCAUUGGGGCCGCCAGUAUCGGUGAUAUAUAUCGUCCCACGGAGCGGGGGACCGCUAUGGGCUGGUUCAUGUCAGGCACGCUGAUCGGGCCCGCCUUUGGCCCUUUCCUGGGUGGCAUCAUCGUAACGUAUUCGUCGUGGCGUUCCAUCUUCUGGCUGCAGACGGCGCUGGCUGGCACUGGAUUGAUAGGCGUCUUCUUCCUGGUGCCCGAAACUAUCCAUCACAAGAAGAUUGACGAUCUUGCAAACCACGGGAGGAAAGACCGCAUCCGCGCCGUCCUUGGCAUGGUCAAUCCGCUUCGUGUACUCCGCUGGUACCGCUGUCUCAACUUACUGCUGGUGGCAGGGGCCAGUUCCGCCCUCGUCUGGAACAUGUACAGUCUUCUUACGCCUAUACGCUAUGUCCUGAAUCCUCGCUUCCAUCUCGAGACACCUCUGCUGUCGGGUCUGUUCUACCUGGCGCCAGGAUGCGGCUACCUUCUGGGCACCUUUGGCGGUGGUCGCUGGGCCGACUGGACUGUGAAGAGGUGGAUUCGCAAACGGGGAUCCCGUGUACCGGAGGAUCGGCUUCGUUCCGCACUGCCUUUCGUAGGCAUUGUGAUACCGGGCUGUGUCCUCGUGUAUGGCUGGUCAGUAGACCAAGCCAAAGGCGGUAUUCCUUUGCCGGUCAUUGCGCUCUUCUUGCAAGGCGUUGGGCAGCUCUUUGCGUUCCCAUCCCUGAACACAUAUUGCCUGGAUGUGGUGCCGGGCCAAGGAGCAGACGUCGCCGCGGCCAACUUUUUCUUGCGAUAUCUCGCAGGGUGCCUCGCCAGUGCGGUGGUCUUGCCUAUCAUCCAGGCCGUGGGCGUCGGAUGGUUCUCGACCAUCUCAGCAGCGCUGAUGGUUGUCUCAGCCGGUGGCAUGAUGCUUGCGAUCCGACGCGGAGACUCUUGGACACGAACACUCAAAGUCGGUCAGCAAGCUGCCUCCAAGAAACCACCGCAGGCCCAGGAUCAACACCCUUCCAUCGACGUUGAGCGCUGA